AUGUCAAAAACUCUAGCUCUGCCCUUGGCUGUACAACUAACUUUCCCUUUCCGGGCUUCAAUUUUCUUAUCUGUAAAACCAGAAGGGAGAUAAGCCUAGUAAAGGCUGGGAUCUCUGAGAAAAGCCCUCCUGGAUGAGCGUUCUGGCGCGAGCAAGAGAAAGCAGGGAGGGAGGGGAAACCUCCCGGGCCGUUGGGCCCUCUCCACCCCUGCGAAGAGGAAGCGAAAGCCGGACCAGGCCGAACAGAGCAGAAAGAAGGGAUGGCGCCCAAGCCCGCCCAGCGGUGGUGCCUGCGGUAGGCGGGGGCCCGCCGGGCCCAUCAGAGCCACGUGCUGUUGUUUCCGGGCCGGGGCUGUCACGUGACCAGCGUCAGCUGACCCUUCACGGCGGAGCCCCGCGCUGACACCCCGCAGCCCCAGCCCUGUUGCGCCGGCAGCGCAGGACCCUGCCGGGUGGUAAGAGCGCCCCGCCUUUUCCCCUCCUGCCCCCCGGGCUCGCCCCGGCCGCCUCGGCCCCUCCUCCUCUCCUUCGCCCACCCUCCCCGUCCGGCCUGGCACCCCGGAAGCCGGCGCAAAGAGGGCCGUGACGGGGCUCAGCCCCGCACUGUCCCCAGGCGGCCAGGAGGGGAUGGCCCAGCGGAACAGGGGGCGGGAAGUCGCUCCUACCGCUGGGGUUGAGGGCUGCUCCCCGCCCCCAAGCUCCUCCAUGGAGGGGCUGCUCCGGAGCGUGGAGAGGGACCUGAACAUCGAUGCCCGGCAGCUGGCUCUGGCCCCGGGGGGCACUCACGUGGUGGCCCUAGUGCCCGCGCGCUGGCUGACCAGCCUUCGCGAGCGCCGGCUGCCCCCGGGACCCUGCCCUCGAGCAGAGGGCCUGGGCGAGGCGGAAGUCAGAACUCUCCUGCAAAGAUCCGUGCAGAGGCUGCCGCCGGGCUGGACGCGCAUCGAGGUGCACGGGCUGCAGAAACAGAGGCUGUCCUACCCGCUGGGCGGGGGCCUGCCCUUUGAGGAGGCCUCCUGCGGCCCAGAGACUCUCACACGCUUCAUGCAGGACAUAGCUGCCCAGAAUUAUCGCAACCUGUGGCAGCAUGCAUAUCAUACUUAUGGGCAGCCCUAUAGUCACAGCCCUGCCCACUCUGCUGUCCCUGCCCUGGACUCAGUACGUCAGGCCCUGCAGAGGGUCUAUGGUUGCUCCUUCCUGCCAGUGGGUGAAGCUACCCAAUGCCCGUCAUAUACCAGAGAUGGCCCCUGUCCCCCUCGGGGCAGCCCAGCCUGCCCCAGUCUGUUGCGAGCUGAGACCCUCCUGGAGUCACCGGAGAUGCUGUACGUAGUGCACCCUUAUGUGCAGUUCUCCUUACAUGAUGUGGUCACCUUCAGCCCUGCCAAGCUGACCAACAGCCAAGCCAAGGUGCUCUUCAUUCUCUUCCGGGUGUUGCAGGCCAUGGAUGCCUGUCACCGCCAGGGGCUGGCUUGCGGGGCCCUGUCUUUGCACCACAUCGCUGUGGACGAGAAGCUUUGCAGCGAGCUCCGGCUGGAUCUGAGUGCUUACGAGAGGCCCGAGGAGGACGAGAAUGAGGAGAACCCUGGAGCAAGGGAUGGGGCAGGCACUGAGCCAGGGGAGGAGCAGGGAGGGGGGACUGGGUGUCCCUCCUGCCGGAAAGAACUUAGGGGCCUUGUGCUGGACUGGGUCCACGGGCGCAUCAGCAACUUCCACUACCUCAUGCAGCUGAAUCGGUUGGCAGGUCGGCGGCAGGGGGAUCCCAACUACCACCCGGUGCUGCCCUGGGUGGUGGACUUUACCAUGCCCCAUGGGCGCUUCCGAGACCUGCGCAAGUCCAAGUUCCGCCUCAACAAGGGAGAUAAGCAGCUGGACUUCACAUACGAGAUGACGCGGCAGGCGUUCGUGGCAGGCGGCGCGGGCGGCAGUGAACCACCUCAUGUGCCUCACCACAUCUCCGACGUGCUGUCCGACAUCACUUACUAUGUGUACAAGGCGCGGCGCACACCCCGGUCAGUGCUCUGUGGACAUGUCCGGGCGCAGUGGGAGCCCCACGAGUAUCCUGCCAGCAUGGAGCGGAUGCAGAACUGGACACCCGACGAGUGCAUUCCCGAGUUCUACACCGAUCCCACUAUCUUCUGCUCCAUCCACCCAGACAUGCCUGACUUGGACGUGCCGGCCUGGUGCAGCUCCAGCCAGGAGUUCGUGGCUGCCCACCGGGCGCUGCUGGAGAGCCGUGAGGUGUCCCAGGACCUGCACCACUGGAUCGACCUCACUUUCGGCUACAAGCUCCAGGGCAAGGAGGCCGUGAAGGAGAAGAACGUGUGUCUGCAUCUGGUGGACGCCCACACCCACCUGAGCAGCUAUGGGGUGGUGCAGCUGUUCAACCAGCCGCACCCCCAGCGCCUGGCUGGGGUUCCUGCCCUUGCCCCUGAGCCUCUGCCCCUCCCCAGACUGUUGGUCCAGACCGUCCAGGAGACCACAGGCCAGGAGGACUUCCCAGGACAGCUUACGAACGGGGCAAGUAGGCUGGUUUUGGAGGCCACUCCCUGUGAGGCUGGCUGGACCAGAGACAGGCCUGUGGCAGGGGACGAUGAUUUGGAGCAGGCCACAGAAGCUCUGGAUUCCAUCUCCCUCGCUGGGAAAGCGGGGGACCAGCUGAGCUCCUCCUCCUCCAGUCAAGUCCCCCCUGGCCUCCUGUCUUUCUCGGUAGCCCCAGCCUCUCGACCGGGCCGCAGGAUUAAAGCUGCUGGGGUGGACCCUGGGGAAGGGGAGGAGGGGAAGAUCCUUCUUCCCGAGAGCUUCAAUCCCUUGCAGGCCCUGGAGGAGCUGGAGAAACUGGGCAACUUCCUGGCCAAAGGUGUAGGGGGCCGGUUGGAGGUACCUGAGCAGCCCCAGGUCCGGCCACCCAUGCAGCUGCGGGACCUCUUCCAUCGGGACAUGCAGGCACUGGGGGUCCUGAUGGCUGAGAUGGUGUUUGCCACCAGGGUCCGGACGUUGCAGCCUGAUGCACCUUUGUGGGUGCGCUUUGAGGCUGUUCGGGGGCUUUGCAUCCGGCAUCCCAAGGAGAUCCCUGUGUCUUUGCAGCCUGUGCUGGACACGCUUCUGCAGCUCAGUGGACCUGCAGGCCCCAUGGCUGUGCAGAGGGGCAAGCCGGACCUGCUGUUUGAGUACCAGCCCAUCAAUCAGGGACUGCCCCCACCCUGCCCGGCCCAGCUCCUUAGCCCCUUCAGCUCCGUGGUUCCCUUCCCUCCGUAUUUCCCAGCGCUGCACAAGUUCAUCCUCCUGUACCAGGCCAGGCGCGUGGAGGACGAGGCCCAGGGGCGGGAGUUGGUGUUUACUCUGUGGCAGCAGCUGGGUGCAGUGCUGAGCGACAUCACCCCCGAGGGCCUGGAGAUCCUGCUGCCCUUCGUGCUGUCACUCAUGUCUGAGGAGCACACAGCCGUGUACACGGCCUGGUACCUCUUUGAACCGGUUGCCAGAGCCCUGGGCCCCAGAAAUGCCAACAAGUACCUGCUGAAGCCCCUCAUUGGUGCCUACGAGAGCCCCUGCCAGCUACACGGCCGUUUCUACCUGUACACGGAUUGCUUUGUGGCCCAGCUGAUGGUGCGGCUGGGCCUGCAGGCCUUCCUGGUGCACCUGCUGCCGCACGUCCUGCAGGUGCUGGCUGGCGUGGAGGCCUCCCAGGAGGAGAGCAAGGGCCUGGCGGGGGCUGCCGAGGAUGAGGAGAAUGGCCUGCCGGGGGUCGGGCCAGGGCCCUGCGCCUUUGGGGAGGAGAUCCAGAUGGACGGGCAGCCUGCCGCCGCCCCGGGACUGGGGCUCCUGGACUACACGUCUGGCGUCAGCUUCCACGACCAGGCCGACCUCCCCGAGACCGAGGACUUCCAGGCCGGGCUCUUCGUGGCUGGGUCUCCGCAGCCUCAGGAGGCCGAGGCAGUGAGCCUGGGCCGGCUGAGUGACAAGAGCAGUGCCAGCGAGACCUCCCUGGGCGAGGAGCGGGCCCUGGACGAGGGGGCUGCCCCCUUGGACAAGAGCAGCCUCCACUCGGGCGACAGCAGCCAGGACUUGAAGCAAAGCGAGGGCUCCGAGGAGGAGGAGGAGGAGGAGGAAGAGGAGGAAGAGGAAGGCUGCGUGGUAUUGGAGGAGGAGGGGGAGGAGCAGGACGAGGUCACAGUGACAUCCGAGCUCACCCUCUCCGACACGGUGCUGUCCAUGGACACGGUCGUGGCCGGUGGCGGGGGAGAUGAGGAGGGAGAGGAGGAGCCGCCGACCGAGCAGUCAGAGGGCAAAGAACAGAAGAUCCUUCUUGAUACGGCCUGCAAGAUGGUCCGCUGGCUGUCCGCCAAGCUUGGGCCCACUGUGGCCUCCCGCCACGUGGCCCGGAACCUGCUCCGCCUGUUGACAUCUUGUUAUGUUGGGCCCACGCGGCAGCAGUUCACGGUGAGCAGCGGCGAGAGCCCCCCGCUGAGCGCUGGCAACAUCUACCAGAAGAGGCCGGUGCUGGGUGACAUGGUGUCCGGGCCUGUGCUCAGCUGCCUCCUCCACAUCGCCCACCUGUACGGGGAGCCCGUCUUAACCUACCAGUACCUGCCCUACAUCAGCUACCUGGUGGCCCCGGGUGGCACUUCGGGUCCCAGCCGACUGAACAGCCGUAAGGAGGCGGGGCUGUUGGCAGCCGUGACGCUGACGCAGAAGAUCAUCGUGUACCUCUCGGACACCACCCUCAUGGACAUCCUGCCCCGUAUCAGCCACGAGGUCCUGCUGCCUGUGCUCAGCUUUCUUACUUCCCUCGUCACGGGGUUCCCAAGUGGGGCCCAGGCCCGGACCGUCCUCUGUGUGAAAACCAUCAGCCUCAUUGCCCUCAUCUGCCUGCGGAUUGGGCAGGAGAUGGUCCAGCAGCACCUCAGUGAGCCUGUGGCCACCUUCUUUCAGGUGUUUUCCCUGCUGCAUGAGCUUCGGCACCAGGAUCUGAAGCUGGAGCCCGGUGGCCGCAAUGAAGGCCCCCUGCCGGAGGUGGCCUUCUCUGAUGGGCAGCAGCGGCCAGUGGACCCCACCCUGCUGGAUGAGCUGCAGAAGGUGUUCACCCUGGAGAUGGCAUACACAAUCUACGUGCCCUUCUCCUGCCUGCUGGGUGACAUCAUCCAGAAAAUCAUCCCCAACCACGAGCUGGUUGGGGAGCUGGCAGGGCUGUAUUUGGAGAGCAUCAGCCCCAGCAGCCACAACCCUGCCAGCAUGGAGUCCACUGUGCCCAGCACCAGCCCCGAGUGGGACCCCCAGCAUGGGGGCAGCCCCCUAGAUGACAGCCACUCGGGGACCUUCGGGAGCGUCCUGGUUGGGAAUCGCAUCCAGAUCCCCACGGACUCUCAGCCCGAGAGCCCAGGCUUGCUGGGCCCCAUCUCCGGGGCAGGCAGCGGGGGCCUCGGCGGCGGCAGUGAGGACAACAUUUUGAAGCGGGAGCUGCCGCGGAGUGUCCAUGGGCUGAGCGGGAACUGGCUGGCAUACUGGCAGUACGAGAUUGGCGUUAGCCAGCAGGAUGCCCACUUUCACUUCCACCAGAUCCGCCUGCAGAGCUUCCCUGGCCACUCGGGGGCUGUCAAGUGUGUGGCACCUCUGAGCAGUGAGGACUUCUUCCUGAGUGGCAGCAAGGACCGGACCGUGCGUCUCUGGCCACUCUACAACUGUGGGGAUGGCACCAGCGAGACAGCUGCCCGCCUGGUCUAUGCCCAGCACCGCAAGAGUGUCUUCUACGUGGGCCAGCUUGAGGCCCCACAGUACCUGGUGAGCUGUGACGGGGCUGUGCACCUCUGGGACCCCUUCACAGGCAAGACCCUUCGCACGGUGGAGCCCUCCGACAGCCGGGUGCCCCUGACUGCCGUGGCCGUCAUGCCUGCCCCCCACACCAGCAUCACCAUGGCCAGCUCAGACUCAACCCUGCGCUUUGUGGACUGCAGGAAACCUGGUCUGCAGCAUGAGUUCCGCUUGGGCGGCGGGCUGAACCCUGGGCUCGUCCGCUCCCUGGCCGUCAGCCCCAAUGGCCGCAGCGUCGUGGCUGGCUUCUCCUCGGGCUUCGUGGUGCUCCUGGACACCCGCACGGGCCUGGUUCUGCGCGGCUGGCCGGCCCACGAGGGGGACAUCCUGCAGAUCAAGGCGGUGGACAACAGCAUCCUGGUCAGUUCCUCCUCUGACCACUCCUUGACCAUCUGGAAGGAGCUAGAGCAGAAGCCCAUUCACCACUACAAGUCAGCAUCCGACCCCAUCCACACCUUUGACCUGUACGGCAGCGAGGUGGUCACUGGCACCGUGGCCAACAAGAUCGGCGUCUGCUCCCUGCUUGAGCCGCCCUCCCAGGCGACCACCAAACUCAGCUCCGAGAACUUCCGCGGCACGCUCACCAGCCUGGCCUUGCUGCCCACCAAGCGCCACCUCCUGCUGGGCUCAGACAAUGGGGUCAUCCGCCUCCUGGCGUAGGCUGAGUCAGGGGCCCACCCAGCAAGGGUGGGCAGACAUCCCCUGGGAAUCUUCCCUCGACCCUUGCUCCCCCAGGUCCUAAGCCUUGUGUACCCACAUAACCUGACAUCGAGGGCCUCCAUCUGGGGUGUUCCCAGGCUCCUGAUCUCCUAGAGCCACCAGGGCUGCCAGAAAGGUCUCACAGGUGUUUGUGGCUUGGGGAGAUGCAGCUCUGAGCUGGCUAGAAGCAAGAAGGCGAGCAUGGACACCUCUGCCCUUGCUUCUCCCUCACUUGCCCUCUGGGUCCACAUGGGAACAGGAAGCUCGAGGAAGGAGAAGGGAGACUGGCCCUGCCCAGCCCAUCGCCAGCCAAAGCCCCCUUCCUGGGCUCUCUCUGCCCCUUCCUUGCAAGGACUGGGGAUCUGCCCCAGCCCAGGGCACUGAUGGUGCUUGGACUCCAGCCUCUCAGGGGGUCUGGCUGUGGUCCAGGAGUUAAGGGCCUUGGUCUGGGCUGUGAGUGUCCACCCAGCCAGGCCCUGCCCAGUGUGGGACCCGUGGGGGAAAAGGGGGGCAGGCUCAGGGUUGGGAAGAUGGGCUGGGCCAACUGGUGCCUGCCAGGAGUGGCCCCACGCCUUGCUUGCCCACCCCCAGCCACAGUGUUUGUGCCUUGAGCUGAGGAGGCAGCCCCUGGGCCCAGAACCCCUUGGGGGGAAGGCUUGCUUCCAAGACUCGAGAGAAGGGGCAAGAAGAUCCUCUCUGCAUCUCAGGUUUCUCCCAGGGAACAGGAAGAUCCAGGCAUCCCCUGGUCCUCACCCACCAGAGCAGAGAUGAGGUCUGAGGCUCGGCCCCUACUGCCUCCUCAUUGUUUGCAAUAGAUGUAAAUGUGAUCAAUAAAUCCUUAGGAAGAGCCAUGG
This is a messenger RNA of Choloepus didactylus (southern two-toed sloth), 7355 nucleotides long. RefSeq names its product WD repeat domain 81 (gene WDR81). Gene Ontology annotation, molecular function: protein binding; phosphatidylinositol 3-kinase regulator activity. The record is from RefSeq and is a predicted model, not a curated record. Gene Ontology annotation, cellular component: mitochondrion. NCBI's taxonomy places the organism in Eukaryota, Metazoa, Chordata, Mammalia, Pilosa, Megalonychidae. Gene Ontology annotation, biological process: aggrephagy. The transcript is spliced from 10 exons. Bases 628 to 6462 code for a protein of 1944 amino acids.